AUAAAAAUAAUUACGUCUGUUUUAACAAUGGUGUAGAGAGAGAGAGAGAGAGCCGUAAUCUCUCUGUGUUAAACCCAGACGAAACCUCCGAUCAUCUUCUCCUCUCUCUCUCUCACUCUAAUCUUUCAUCUUCCUCACCUCACCGCACCGUUACGGUUAUUUUUCCGGAGCAAUCGAUUUUGGGAUAAGGUUUUGGGUUAAACUCAAACCAGAACCAAGGGAGAGAGAGCUAAAAGAGGGGUUUCUCGUCUCUCGAUGACUCUAAGCCGUUCAUCAGCCGCCGAUUCAACCAAUAACUCUAACCGAUCUUUCUCCGCCGUGGCUGGAACCGAUCUCAAACGGAAACUAGACGAUUUCGACGCUUCGUCGUCGACUCCUGAUAAUCGCCAUAGGAUGAAGAAACACGAGGCUGAACCCGAUCACAUGGCUCAGCAGACUUCGGUUUCCUGGAGAUCCGGUGAGAAUUCCGGGUUUGAUCGGUCUUCCGCCGACGACUGUUCUUCCUCGAAUCGCCCCGAGUCGACUCGGUUACAAAUCUUUGUGAGGAUGAUGUCUGGAGGCAAAACGAUAGUGAUCCACGCCGAUAAAAACGACACCGUGGAGAAGCUCCAUCACAGGAUUGAGUGUAAAACGAAGAUUCCGGCGGCUCAGCAGCGAGUUAUCUACAAAGGUAAGCAGUUACAGAACGAACACUCGCUUGCUUACUACUCGAUCGAACAAGACGCUUCGCUUCACCUCGUUGCUAGGAUGCAGAGUACAGAGCAUCCUGUCGCUUGGCAAACGAUUGAUGAUAUUAUGUACACAAUCUCGAGAUUGUACAAAGGUGAAACUGUUCAUUCCAACAUCAACGAGAAGCUCGUUGCCUUCUUUGCCAUGAUUCCUCCGGAGAACGAUCACAACAUUGCCAACUAUUUGGGGAUUUUCUCGAAUUCUUCGGUUCCAGCUGCUUUAGUGAUGCUCUACGCUUCUUCCUUAGAAAGGAACAAAUCAUGUGCUAAAAGUUCUGUUAAGCUCUUCUUGAGUAGUUGCACAGCCUUGCCCAAGAUUCAGCAGAACCAUUGUUUACCCAUAGUGUUAGACUUCUGUAAAUUGCUUAGGAAAGUUUGCCCUGAUCAGAAGCUCUAUAUUACUUGCCGGAACGCCUUGGGCUCAAUGCUGGAAACGUUUGAUAACCCUGAUGUAUUCAAUAAGGGUAAUGGAUUAACGACUGUUGGGGUGGAAAUUUUCCCCUUCUUUACUGAGUUAACUGGUCUUUUGGUGAAUGAGUUACACCAGAAUUCAGGGCCUAGUUUCAGUGACUUUCAUAAAUUAUCUUCCUUUUGGCAACACUUGAGGAAGGCCAUUGAAUACCAAGUUGCCUACCCGGUUCCCAUUGUCUUACCUCUGCGGAAUAAUGUAUUAGAGGCGGAGAUCGGACAUCUCCAUCGGUUAUUCGGAACAUUGCUGAGUGCAAUGGACGUUUGUAUGUGCAGGGUCGAAUCUACGCUGGCUGACAAAGAAGUUGGAAACAGUGAAGCUACCUCUUCAUCAUGGUCUCAGUAUCUUGCUAUUCUCAAGAUUAUCAAUUCGAUGUCUAACCUCUAUCGUGGUGGUAAGGGGCAGCUAGCUGCUAUGUUAAAUAAAAAUAAGGCUUCAUUCUGUACCCUCAUUCUGAAAUUGGCAAAGAGAGGAGAUGACCACCAAUGGAUCUUUGAGUACAAGGAAUCUACCAACUUUGAAGCUAGGAGGCAUUUGGCAAUGCUGCUGUUUCCUGAUGUGAAAGAAGACUUUGAUGAGAUGCAUGAAAUGCUAAUUGAUCGCUCUAAUUUGUUAGCAGAAUCUUUUGAAUACAUAGCGGGCGCAAGCUCUGAAGGACUUCAUGGUGGACUGUUCAUGGAAUUUAAGAAUGAGGAAGCGACAGGUCCUGGUGUUCUACGAGAAUGGUUCUAUCUGGUAUGUCAGGAGAUAUUCAAUCCAAACAAUACCCUCUUCCUUCGAUCUGCUGAUGAUUUUAGAAGAUUCUCUCCAAAUCCGGCAUCCAAGGUGGAUCCGUUGCAUCCUGAUUUCUUCGAGUUCACGGGUCGUGUGAUUGCCUUGGCGUUGAUGCACAAAGUUCAAGUGGGUGUGCUGUUCGAUCGUGUAUUCUUCUUACAAUUGGCCGGAAUGAAAAUUUCUCUGGAAGAUAUUAAGGACACGGAUCGAAUCAUCUACAAUAGCUGCAAACAGGUGUUAGAAAUGGAUCCAGAGUAUUUCGAUGCAAACGCUGGUCUUGGUCUAACAUUCGUGUUGGAAACCGAGGAGCUGGGAAAGAGGGAUUUAAUAGAGCUAUGUGUAGGCGGGAAAUCCCUGGCUGUUAACAGCAAGAACAGGAAACUAUACGUCGAUCUCCUCAUCGAGCGUCGAUUUGCAACACCAAUCGUUGAGCAAGUAAAACAAUUUUCCAGGGGUUUCAAUCAUAUGCUUUCGGAUUCUGCACCGCCCAGAUCCUUUUUCAAGAGGUUAUACCUAGAGGAUCUCGAUGGAAUGCUUCGAGGAGGAGAAAACGCGAUAAGCAUAGAUGAUUGGAAAGCUCAUACAGAGUACAACGGAUUCAAAGAGACUGAUCGCCAAAUAGACUGGUUCUGGAAGAUUCUGAAGAAAAUGACAGAGGAAGAACAGCGGAAUAUACUCUUCUUUUGGACAUCGAAUAAGUUUGUACCGGUGGAAGGUUUUAGAGGAUUAUCAUCAAAGCUUUACAUCUACAGAUUAUAUGAAGCUAAUGAUCAUCUUCCAAUGUCUCAUACUUGCUUUUACCGUCUUUGUAUACCAAAAUACCCGUCGAUCAGUCUCAUGGAACAACGCCUAAGACUCAUCGCUCAAGAUCAUGUCAGCUCCAGUUUCGGUAAAUGGUGACGAGUUAUCAAAGUAAUCUCGUUCUCUUUCUAUCUAUCUCUAAUUAGGGGUUAGUAGAUUCGUGCUUUUGGUGUAUAGAUUUAGGGGUUGUGGUCAUAUCUCUGUUUAUGGCCGGGAGAGGAAGGUGAAACCUUUCUUAACUUCUGUUUCUUAACUUAAUGGAUGAUUUAAUUUUAUGUCGAGGAGUAAAAUAUAAGUAAAAAAAAAAGUAUCCUUUUGACAUAUUUGGCUUUUUGUUCUCUCUUUUGUUAUUGGUGUUGUUGUGGUGUGUGUUUGGAUAUGUCGAAUCAUGUAAAUAAGAAUAAACAUUAGGGUGAUUAA
Messenger RNA from Camelina sativa (false flax), 3192 nucleotides. Its product is annotated as E3 ubiquitin-protein ligase UPL5. NCBI's taxonomy places the organism in Eukaryota, Viridiplantae, Streptophyta, Magnoliopsida, Brassicales, Brassicaceae. Gene Ontology annotation, cellular component: cytoplasm. Gene Ontology annotation, biological process: protein polyubiquitination; ubiquitin-dependent protein catabolic process. The record is from RefSeq and is a predicted model, not a curated record. Gene Ontology annotation, molecular function: ubiquitin protein ligase activity; protein binding.